Molecule: messenger RNA, 1176 nt
Organism: Dovyalis caffra
Lineage: Eukaryota; Viridiplantae; Streptophyta; Magnoliopsida; Malpighiales; Salicaceae
Source: the annotation of a GenBank genome assembly
AUGUCCCACCUAGCUCGUGAUCAAGAUCAUCCAGAUGUUUCGUUUCCUCUUCAACCACCUGAGAUACAGAACUGUCCUACACGAAAGGCUUCUCUUUCUUUAGUUCAGAGCCUUCUUCAUGAUGAAAUCGACUCUUUUUGUACGCAGGUUGCUGCAGCAAAUACAGCUAGGAAACCUUUCAUUAAUUGGGCUGUCAAGCGGGUUACUCGGUCUCUGCAAGUGCUAUGGCCUAGGUCCAGGACAAACAUCUUUGGUUCAAAUGCAACUGGUUUGUCCCUUCCAAUAAGUGAUGUGGAUCUUGUGGUUUGCCUUCCUCCAGUGAGGAACUUGGAACCCAUCAAGGAAGCUGGGAUUUUAGAGGGUCGUAAUGCACGCAGCCCGGUAUCUGGCCAAUCAGGAGUGGGUAAAAACGAUUCACUGAAGACUGUGGAGAAUACAGCUAUACCUAUUAUUAUGCUUGUGGUGGAGGUUCCCACUGAUCUGAUCACUUCCACUGCUUCUAAUGUACAAUCACCAAAGGAGGAGCCAAUUCAUUUGACUGGUGAACAUGACAAUCAUGUCCAGUCGAAUAUGGUUGUUUUAGAGGAUUCAAUUUCACCAAAGUGCCCACAACUUAAUUGUGAUAGCAUAAAGGAUGUGAAAUCAGUUCGUCUGGACAUCAGUUUCAAGUCUCCAUCGCACACGGGGCUCCAAACAACACAACUGGUGAAAGAUCUCACGGAGCAAUUUCCAGCUGCAACACCUCUUGCUUUAGUACUGAAGCAGUUCUUGGCAGAUCGUAGCCUUGAUCAGUCCUAUUCUGGAGGCUUAAGUUCCUAUUGCUUGGUGUUGCUAAUUAUACGAUUUCUACAGCAUGAGCAUCAUCUUGGCCGGCCUAUCAAUCAAAAUUUUGGAAGCCUUCUAAUGGAUUUUCUUUACUUCUUUGGGAAUGUGUUUGAUCCUCGUCAAAUGCGUAUCUCAGGGGUUGUUGAAUCUUGUCAUUUCUAUUGUGUAUUGAUUGAUCUGCCACCUGAUGCUGUAGUAUCGAUCCAAUACACAUCGAUGACCCUCUUUUUCCAACAAAUAAUGUGGGGAGAAAUUGCUUUCGAAUACACCAGUGUAUCAAGGUCAGCCUCCACACCACCGUUGUUGCAUUUACUUUAUGAUAACAUGACCCUCAAUUAUGCAAAUAUAUAG